This is a messenger RNA of Tachysurus fulvidraco (yellow catfish), 1573 nucleotides long. RefSeq names its product NAD(P)(+)--arginine ADP-ribosyltransferase 2-like. Bases 578 to 1324 code for a protein of 248 amino acids. Gene Ontology annotation, molecular function: NAD+ poly-ADP-ribosyltransferase activity; NAD+-protein-arginine ADP-ribosyltransferase activity. Lineage: Eukaryota; Metazoa; Chordata; Actinopteri; Siluriformes; Bagridae. The transcript has 2 exons. The record is from RefSeq and is a predicted model, not a curated record.
AUGUUAUAUUACCUCCAUCACAGUUUGUUUAGAUAUAAUUAUAUUAUCUGAUCUUCAAGCAUAAUGUACAUUUACUUAAGACAUAAAACUGUGUUAUUUAUGAUAUUAUGAGAACAUUAUUCACUAUGCUACUGGAAUAAUUCAAGCUAGAAAAUGUUAUCAAACCAUGUGAGGUUAUUUCUGAAGUUUUCAAUAUUUUUCAUGUUGAUAUGAUGCAUUGUGUUAUCAGAAAGAAAGGCAGAAAUCUUUUUCUCUUCAGGCAGUUGAGUUGCAUGCGCAUUGAGGCAUUGUUCAUACCAAACUUUCACACAAUGGUUUUCACAACUCAGAUGCAAAUACAAACCUAAGCACUAUUCAGACUGUAGUGGAGAUGUUUCAAGAGGUUUGAAGUUUACGUAAAGAACAGAGACAUGCCUCCUUUUUUUUCUGUGUGAGAAAGAUAUACAAAAAAUGCACUAGGACUACUCAAUGAUCUCCACAAUGACAAAUUCAGUUGAUGUCUCACUCAUUUGUAGAAUAGUCAUUUGUAUACAAUUUGUAUAUAUUCUCUAUAUAUGGUUUUUAUUUCAGAUUAACAAUGAGGCAAGCUGUUUUCAUCCUCACCACCACUGCCAUCAUCAUCGUCAUCAUCAACACUGGAGCAAACGGGUUGUCCAAACGGAAAAAAACCUCUGCUCUUAAACUGGACAUGGCACCGGAUUCUGUUGAUGACCAAUUUAUAGGCUGCACUGAAAAAAUCUCCAAUCUGAUAAACAAGGUCCUAGAGACAGAGUUAAAUAAAAAUAAAGACUUUAAAAAUAUUUGGAAUAAGUACCCAAACAUUACUGAUCAUAUUACAAGAAUAAUAAAGGUCUACACCGAUCCAUGGGGAUUCCACUCAAAAUUCAAUGAUGCUGUCAGUUCAGGAAAAAAAUAUUACACCAAAAAAUUCUACUACAAAGCCUUUCAUUUCUUGCUAACACGUGCUGUACAAAAGUAUAAAGUGAAGAGCUGUGUUGUUGUUUAUCGUAGAACCACUGUUGAUUAUGAGACACCCGAGAUUAAUGAUGUAAUGCGAUUUGGCAGGUUUGCAUCGACUUCAUUUGAAGAGGAUUUGAUAAAAUUUGGCAAUAAAUCCUGUUUUAAGAUUAACACGUGCUUAGGUGCAGACAUAGGCAAACUUUCUGAGAUACCUAAUGAGAAAGAGGUGCUAGUCCCACCUUAUGAAAACUUCACUAUCACAAACAUUGAAAAAAACAAGAUGAACUGCGAAGUCCUUUACACUCUAAAGAGUGCGGGACCUUUUAGCAAUAUGAACUGUGAGCUUCUUAAAAAGCUCUACUGAACUGUUGAUGUUAUUAUAGCACAACCACUAACAUGACUGGAUAAUUUAAAGCCAUGAUGUAAUGUGUUCUAAGCAUGUAUUGAUGUCAAUGAUAUACAUUUGUUAUUACAUUAUAAAAUUGCUUAAUAAUAAUGACAACAUUGUAAUUUUAACCAUUUUGUCUGAGCUUUUGUUUGAAUGGCAUUUAAUGUCUCAAUGCUUUUGAAAUUAAAAGACAUCUGGACCAUAUGUUCGAGGUUCAUAAAUAAA